AUGCUGCAGGAUCUCAUGGAGACGCUGGAUGGGCUCAAGGUCAGACCACGACCACAGUAUCGUGAGAUUAUCAAGUAUCACAUUGGCUACUAUGAUGUGUUGAAAGAGACGGAUAAAAUCGCGGACGAGCUAGAGUUCAAGCUUACACUCGAAUUUGAACCGCGCUCAGAUCACAUCUCGUAUCGUGCUACUUUCGACCCAUCCACGAUCCCAGAACACCAAGUGAAUUACCUGUUCUGGCAAAUUGACGCCGUCGUAGACUUAUUCCUCGAGAAUGUUGAUUGCGCGACGGCUGACAUCGCGAUGUGUUUCCAAGCUGAACUCCACUCGAUCGCAAAUCCUGUGCCUCGACAAAUUUCGUUGCACCAUGGCCCAGCCCAUGCUGUUGAGCAAUGGGCAUCGACGACACCUGACAGGGAGGCUUUGGUGAUGUCUCACAGAGUCAAUGGCAGCAUGCAAGUUGAAGGCUAUCUGACGUAUGCCGCCCUCAAUCGUCUUGCCAACCAAGUCGCUCGUGUUUUGAUACACCAGGGUGCCUGCCCAGGCUGUUUGGUGGGCGUGAUCAUGGACAAGUCGAUCAAUCUAUAUGUCGCCAUACUUGCUGUCCUCAAGAUUGGCGCUGGAUACCUCCCUCUGGUUCCCGACCUUCCAAGGGAACGGACCAAACUCAUACUGAACGAGGCGCAAGUUACUUUGUGUAUUAGCGAGUCUUCAGCAUCUGCGCAUCUAGAUAAGUCUACGUCUUCGAAGACUAUUAACCUAGACAAGAUUGAUGUUUCUUUAUACCUGGACGACAACCUUGGCAUUCCUUACGAUGGAGCAAGUGUCGCAUACGCAGUCUUCACAAGUGGUAGUACUGGCACUCCAAAGGGAGUUCUCGUCACACACGAAAACUUGAUGAGUAACCUGAGCUACUUAUCGACUGUCUAUCCAUACUCAGAAGGCUCAAAACUGCUUCAGUCAUGCUCACAGGCAUUCGACGUGUCUGUCUUUGAGAUCUUUUUCUCAUGGCAUGUCGGCAUUUGUCUGUGCACUGCAAGAAAGGACGAUUUGUUCUCGGAUCUAGAAGGUGCCAUCAACCAGCUUGGGAUCACACAUCUAAGUCUCACACCAACUGUUGCGGCACUCAUCGAUCCGGACAAUGUGCCACAAGUCAAGUUCCUCGUUACAGCUGGAGAAGCUGUGACUGAACAUGUGCGGCGCAAAUGGGCUGGACGUGGGCUCUAUCAAGUACGUUCUUCGGUCUCGACAUCGGAUCUCAUCAACAACAUUGGCAAACCGUUUGACAACACCUCUGCAUUUGUGCUGGAUCCAACCAGCGAGACAGUUCUUCCGCGUGGAGCAGUCGGCGAAUUAUGUUUCGGUGGAUACCAAGUCUUCCAAGGAUACCUCAACCGACCUGAUUUGACAGCCGCCAAAAUUAUCAAUCACCCUACAUACGGUCGCCUAUAUCGUUCCGGCGAUUUGGGCGUAAUGCUGGCUGACGAAUCUAUCCUGUUCACAGGCAGAUUGGAUGACCAAGUCAAGAUCCGUGGCCAGAGAGUGGAGCUUGGGGAGAUUUCUUCCACUAUUCUCGAUCAUGGAUGCGUGCGGGACUGUACUACUUUACUGCUCCGAGACUCAUCAAGGCCAGAAAUACUGGUGACCUUCUGGGUGCCAUCUGUUUCCGAAGAAGGCCCAUUCAAGAUCAUGAAAGGCCGUGAUUUUCAUGCAGAAAUCAUCUCCAUUUUCGAUUCUUUAUUGAACCGUCUUCCUGCAUACAUGGUACCCUCGUACCUUGUUCCCGUCAGUCGUUUGCCCAUGACGGCGCAAGGGAAGAUAGACAAGCGAAAUCUAGGACGAAAUUUCCGAGAACUCACGGAGGAUAUGAAAGCUGGUACAACCGUAUCGCAGGACGUACUUACUGAUGAAAUCGGACUGUCGACUUCUUGGGAAAUUCAAGUUGCAGAUCACCUUGCAGAGAUACUUGGCAUUUCUGUCGAGAAUAUUAACCGAAAUUCAUCAUUCUUCCAGCUUGGGUUGGACUCUGUAUCAGCAAUCAAAUUGAGCAAUCGACUGAGGAAGGAGACUCUUGGGGAUUUCACCAUCUCUGCGAUACUCAAGAACCCUACUGUAGCGCACCUGGAACAGCUGAAGGCAAAAUGCAAGAGAGGGAAUCACACGCUCAAUGGGACAAGACCAGGUACCGAAGAUGCAAUUAUCCCGUCAGAGACUGCUCGUAUUCGGACCUGGUUCGACAAGAAAGAUGUUGCGAUCGCAAAGAUCUACCCCUGUACGCCACUUCAAGAAGCAAUGCUUUCCACUGGACACUCGACGGCCACUACGUCCUACAGUAACGUGAUGGCGUUCUUUGUCAAAGGAGACGUGUUACGCCUCCAGCAAUGUUGGGCUUUGAUGGCUCAACGGCACGAAAUACUGCGCACCUCGUUUGUAGCAACCAGCGACCCAUCGCAUGCUUUUGCGCAGGUCGUGCUGCAAGACGCAAAUUUGAUUUGGGAUGAAAUCACCUGGACAAGGGAAGCAUUCCAUGUCGCCAACAAGACGGUGGCAGAUCUCUUGCAAGUCAACAAACCGCCCGUGUGGCUUGCACUUGCGAGGUCCAACACGUCAACAAGACUGCUAUUCUGCUGUCACCAUGCAGUGUACGACGGCAUCGCGAUACAAACUUUGCUCAAUGAAGUGCAAGAAGCAUAUCGUGACCACAAGCUUCCUUCGCCUCUUUCUUAUGAUGUAUAUCUUCAGCAAAUGCUUUUACAAAAUCUCGCCGAAGCUGACCAGUUCUGGACUGCUACAUUCCAGGACUUUGAGCCUACAGCUUUUCCGGAUCUUACUGGCAGAGUUCACAAAGAGCUCUAUACUGCUGCUGCUUGGCGCCGACAAUUGCAAUUGCCACUAAGCACGAUACGACAAGCCUGUCAGAACACGUCCAUGACAUUGCUCUCUGUCAUCCACGCCACUUGGGCUAAGCUUCUGCAUUAUUACACUGGAGAGAGCGAUGCCUGUUUUGGCAACGUAGUAAGUGGACGCGCUCUUUCCGGGCAUGACUUGGACCGCCUUGUAGCCCCCUGCUUCAACACACUACCCGUCAGGAUCAAUUUCGACUUCAGCAAUGACAACUUAGCCUUGGCUCAGCAAGUCCACACUUUCAACGUCGAGUCCAUUGAUUUCCAGUUGACGCCACUUCGUCGCAUUCAAGGCCUGGUACUCAAAGAUGGUGGUCGUCUCUUCGACACUCUCGUCAUUCUUCAACAGCAGAGCGAACCACUAGACACCACUAUAUGGGAGCUCGAAGAAGAUCGUGGUGUGAUGGACCUACCACUGGUCUGCGAAAUAUCACAGAAUGACACCGAGGACAGACUGGACCUGAUCUUGCACUAUCACGACUCCAUUCUUUCCGAGAGAGAGGUUACGCUCGUUGCAGAGACUUUUGAAUAUGCCGCGACGACUUUCGAUAUGUGCUAUUACGACUGCUUCCUUGCCUGGACUCUUGGCUUCACACUAUGCGCGGCCGAGCAAGACACGAUGUUGAAUGAUCUGUCUAAGAUGAUUAAUAUUCUGGACAGCGAUCUGCUAGAUCUGACGCCAUCCGUAGCUGCCUCACUUGAAAGAUGCGAAGUUCCCAACGUCAAAUGGCUUUACUGCAUCGGUGAGGCGAUGACUUCUAACAUAGUGAAGGAAUGGGAAGGCGCUUGUGUCAAUUCCUAUGGACCAUCCGAAGCUGCUUUUUGCACCACAAUAUGCCCUGUCUCACAGAGUUUCAAGCCUUCUGUGAUCGGCAGACCAUUUUCUAGCACCGAGUUCGCCAUCUUCCCAUCAAAAGGUGAUGGACUUCUGCCCUUGCUCAGUGUCGGAGAACUGUACAUUGGAGGCACACAGUUAGCGCGAGGCUAUCAUGGCAGGCCGGAGCUCACCAAAGAAAAGUUCGUCACCAGAUCUGGACGACGGUUCUACCGAAGCGGCGAUGUUGUCCGGAUGCUGAGUGAUGGUAACUUUGAGUUCAUCGGACGCACAGACGACCAGAUAAAGAUACGUGGACUGAGAGUCGAGCUUGGCGAGAUCAACAACAUACUCCAUGGAGCGCAUCCAGACGUACAGGCAGCAGCUACCCAAAUCAUGAGGAAGGACGACGCUGCGAAAGAGCAACUCGUUGCAUUCUUAGUCGCUAAGCGUUCAGUCGACGAAGUUGAAGGUGAAGAAAUACGCCGUCAACUCGGACAAGUUGCGAAAGACCGCCUUCCUUUGUACAUGGUACCCCAAUUCUUCAUCUUCGUGGACAAAAUUCACCGAUCACUUGCUGGCAAGAUUGACAAAAAAGCCUUAACCGAGAUCUUUCGGAUUUCAGUAGAUGCGAAUUCCUUGCCUAACGGAAUUUCGAAUCUAUCUUCCGAACACCAAUGGACUAUAUUUGAGAGCCGCAUCAGAGACGUGUUCGCGCACUUAUCGAGUUCAGCACCGGAAGAUAUUUCACCAACCACGACCAUCUAUCAGUUGGGUCUAGACAGCAUCAGCGCAGUACAAGUCGCAGCUGUCCUGCGGAGAGAGGGCCAUUUAGUGAACGCUGCGGACGUCAUGAGGUAUCUCACAUGCACUGACCUUGCGGCAUUUCUCAACCACAAUGCUGCAGCAGAGCAACCGGCGGCAGCAACGUUCGACUUCCAAAAGUUCGACACAAAGCAUAGGCCCAGUGUGCUUGCAUCGUGUAAUGUCGCCAACGAAGACAUCGUAGCUAUACGCCCCUGUACACCACUUCAAAGGGGUAUGAUCUCUCAGAUGCUUGCAAAAGAAGGAGCCAUAUACAUCAAUUACCUACGCCUAGACCUAAAGCCUGGUACAGACACUAAUCGUCUAAAGAAGGCCUGGGAAAUAGCUGCUCACGCUCACAUGAUGCUGCGAACUGGAUUCGCUCACAUACAGGACAAGAGCCAUUCAUUCGGUAUGAUCGAGUACGCGCCCAAUUGUCUCGCUUUACCAUGGGACGCACCCAUCAAGAAUGCUGCUUCGGUCGCCACGGAAGUCUGGCUUGAGAAGCUUCAGCGCGAAAUGGCGAGAGAACUCCACCGGCCGCUCUGGCACGUUCGAAUCGGUCAGGAUAAUCAUACACAAUUCCUCGAUCUCGUCAUUUUCCAUGGUCUAUUCGAUGCACAAAGCCUUCAGUCUGUCUUCCAAGAUGUCAUUGCCGCGUACCACGACCAACAGAUUGAGUCUCCAGUGGGGCUAGAUCCCAUUAUCGAUGGUGUUCUUCAGCGCAGCACAGCGUACGGUGAUCACGGAAAAGAAUUCUGGACACAAUUGGGCAAGCAAGGCUGCUGGAGUUCUUAUACUGGGGAAACCUUUGCAACUUGCGGAGUCGUACUUUCUGGUCGCGAUUUCGAGAUCGCUGAAAGUGCUGUCUUUCCUUGCAUCAACACAGUGCCAGUCUCGCACAAAGUGACAGAGGACACAGAGCAAAUGCUAAGUGCAAUCACAAAAUUGAUGGCCGAGGUACAGCAGCAUCAACACAUCCCGUUGAAUGACAUCCAGAGACUCAUGGGUUUUUCGAACGAACCUUUAUUUGACACCAUUUUCGCUUACCAGAAGCUAUCCACGCGUAAGGAUUUGAACAAUAUUUGGAACAUUGUGGACGAGAGAGCGACAAUCGAGUAUCCUCUGUCAAUCGAACUGGAGCCCAAAGGUGACUUCCUUGAGUACCGCCUGACAUUCUUACCACAUCUCAUACCGCAAGGGCAAGCGAAAGUGAUGCUCGAGCAGCUUGAUCACCUAUUAGAGUGCUUUAUCUCGCAUGGCAAGGCCGCCAACAUUGCUGACAUGACACUCUACUCUAUCGCCCCAGCUAUGGAACCAGAGCUUCCAUCGGAAGCUCAAUUUCUUCACGAUUUCGUUGAGUCAACGGCUAUGAAAUACCCGGGGCGCGUUGCCUUCGAGUUUGCCAACUCAAUCCACGAAGGUGAAAAUCACAAACAGCGCUGGACAUACUCGCAGUUAAAUGCGGAAGGCAACCGGGUCGCCAAUCUGCUCAUCGCCAAUGCAGUACAACCAGGUGACCUGGUAUGUGUCUGUUUCGACAAGUGUCCUGAAGCCUCAUUUGCCAUGCUAGGAAUCUUAAAAGCCGGUGCUGCUUUUGUUGCAAUCGAUCCCGGAGCGCCUGCUGCUCGACAAGCUUUCAUCACUCGUGACUCUGGAGCUACCGCUGUCCUUUCCAUGUCAGCACAGUCAGCUCAAUUCAUCAAAGACGUACAGGUGCCCGUACUAAACUUGGACGAGACAAAGCCUAGCUCUUAUUCUAGCACGCCCAAAGCUUGCGAGUUAACUCAUGAGAAUGCCGUCCAAGCACUUCUCGCCUUUCAACGUUUGUUUGACGGCCACUGGAAUUCGGAGUCGCGUUGGCUACAAUUCGCAUCUUUCCACUUCGACGUGUCAGUUCUUGAGCAGUACUGGAGCUGGUCUGUCGGCAUAUGCGUGGUAUCGGCACCCCGAGACGUCAUUUUUGAAGAUCUGGCUGACUCCAUCAACACACUGGACAUUACGCAUAUUGAUCUGACACCAAGUCUGGCCCAGAUACUGCACCCGGACGAUGUACCAAGCCUAUGCAAGGGUGUCUUCAUUACUGGCGGCGAGAGCUUGAAGCAAGAGAUCUUGAACGUGUGGGGUCCGAAAGGAGUGAUUUAUAACGGUUAUGGACCAACCGAAGCGACUAUCGGAUGCACUAUGUACACGCGGGUACCAGCCAAUGGCAAACCGUCAAACAUUGGAAAGCAAUUUGACAACGUCGGUACUUUUGUACUCAAACCUGGUACAGACAUCCCCGUUCUUCGAGGCGGUGUCGGCGAGCUCUGUGUGUCGGGCAAACUCGUUGGCAAGGGCUAUCUCAAGCGCAAAGAUUUGACGGCAAAGGGGUUCCCACACUUGAAGCGCUUCAACGAGCGUGUAUACCGUACAGGCGACUUGGUCAGGAUACUAUAUGAUGGAACGUUUGACUUCCUCGGGCGUGCAGACGACCAAGUGAAGCUACGUGGACAACGUCUUGAGAUUGGUGAGAUCAAUUCCGUGAUCAGACAGUCAAACAAGAGCAUCUCGGACGUUGCUACACUGGUCUUGAAGCAUCCUGGGCAACAAAAGGAACAGCUGGUUACUUUUGUCAUUCAUGGCCAGGCAACCCGACAAUGCAACGUUUUGCUAGCAAGCGCAUCGGAGAUGAUGACAGUAAGAGAUGCAUGUCAUGACAAUCUACCACCGUACAUGAUACCUACGCAUUUUGUGCCGCUUACAUCAAUGCCACUCAAUAUCAACAACAAGGCUGAUGCAAAGAAACUCAAAGAACUAUAUGAGAGCCUGUCUGCCGCAGAUCUAUCAAAACUCUCAACGAGCUCUGAUGAAUACAAUCAAUCUUGGUCCGACGAAGAGCGCAGGCUUCAGGAUGUUCUUAUCAAAGAGCUUCACGUGAACGAGGAUACAAUUGGUAAAGAGACCAGCUUCUUCGAGCUUGGCAUGGACUCAAUCUCAGUGAUUGAUGUUGUACGGGCAAUGAAACAGGCUGGAAUCACUAGUGUGACUGCUUCUCUGAUCAUGAAGCAUUCUACUAUCCGCAGGCUCGCCAAGGCCCUGUCCGACGAGACUCACCGUUCAAGCGAUCGAGCUUCGGUUCUCGCAGCUCAACAAGCCAUUGCUGCCAUGCAACAUCGACAUCGUCGCGCGGUUGCUCGAGCUCUCUCCAUAAGCACUCACGACAUCGAAGCUGUUGCGCCUUGUACCCCUCUGCAGCAGGGUAUGAUUGCCAGGUCCUUGGAUAACGACAAUGGUCUCUAUUUUAACACGUUCGUGUUUCAGCUCAGCAAAGAGAUCAACCACGAAAAGCUUAGGGCAGCAUGGCAAGUUGUCCAUGCUUCAGCCCAGAUUCUGCGUACCGUCUUCGCGAACACGGAAGAUGGAUACGUACAGGUCGUCCUUCGCGAUGUAGGAUCUCCCUGGGCAUCGAAUCAGCCGCAACAUCCCUACAAAGGCGAAUCUCUGAAUGGCUGCCUAAGUAGGAUCCACGGAGAUUGGGUGCGUAGCAACACAGACCAGUUCGGGCGCCCGUUUGAACUUCGCCUUGUCCAGACUCAAGAGAAGCAGAUCCUAGUCAUACACAUCUUCCACGGCUUGUAUGACGGCAUUAGCAUCGAGCUCAUCUUCAAAGCUGUCUGGGAUGCGUACAAUGGUCGUGAAAGCAACGAUAUCGCGCCUUCAUUUUUAUCAGCACUUCCGCAUGGACCUUUGAAGGUCCUAGACGGCGCAAAAGCCUUUUGGCAGGAACAAAUAUCGCAGGAUGUUUCUUCACACUUUCUUACGCGACCACCCGCUGAUUUCAGUGGCAAAGUCACCAAAGUCACACGUGAGAUGCAAGAUCUGGGUGCGCUUGAGUCGACUCGCCGAAAGCUCAACGUUACAGCGCAGGCUAUUGCGCAAGCUUGUUGGCUGGAUGUCCUUAAAGGGCAUGUCAAGGCUGCUUUGACAAUUGGCAUCGUGGUCUCUGGGCGAAGUAUUGACCUCGAAAACGCCGAUCGCAUUAUGGGGCCUAUGUUCAACACUAUACCGUACCAAAACAGUCAUCAGCACAGCGAAACUUGGGAGUCGCUCAUUAAAAGAGUACAUGAUUUCAACGUGGCAGCUCACCCGUAUCAGCAUACUCCGCUGCGCGAUAUCAUGAAAUGGUGCAAAGUCGAUCGCUCCCAGUCACUCUUCGACAAUCUGUUCGUAUAUCAAGUAGCGCAGACCAGCCAGGCCUGUAUAAAGAACGAUUUCUGGGAGUUGUUGGAUGGAGACACUGUAGCAGACUAUCCUCUGGCUUUCGAGGUCGAGCAAGGACCGAACGAGAAGUGGAGCCUGACACUUGUAGCACAGAACCAUGUGCUUGACGAAGCUACAUCGAACGUGCUCCUGGAUCGGUUUGAAGGAGCGCUACAUCAAGCUUUGACCGAGCCAACAGCUACCCUCGAGACUUUACUUCCACCAAACGGCACAAUAGAGACUAUUCCUGAGGCAUCAAAUGGUCUAAUUCUGCCUCUCAAUGGUACUGAAAAAUUUGCAUGGACAAAAGAAGCCAAUGUGCUCAGAGAAUCGCUUGCAGAAUUGACGAGCAGUGAGCUUCAGAGCAUCGACCAGUCUACUUCCGUCUUUGAGCUAGGCUUAGACAGCAUUGAUGCCAUAAAACUGUCCUCGAAGCUCAAGAAACAGGGCAUUGAUCUUCCAGUUAGUGGUAUCAUGCGCGGCCUAACAAUCGCAAAGAUGCUCGCACACAUCAAAAGGCCCGCUGACAUAGAGGAAGAUGAAAUUAGCAAUGAUUCCGAGUUUCAAGCGCGCAAGCAUGAGCUAGUAGGACACGCCAAACGACAAGGAUUUAGCACAGACCAAAUCGAGAAUGUCUUGCCCUUGACGCCUCUACAAGAGGCCAUGGUUGUCGAGAUGAUCACGUCCGAGUUCACGAGAUAUUACAAUUUCGAUGUUAUGAAGAUUGAUCAAGACACCGACAUUGAACGGCUCAAAGUUGCUUGGACUCUAGUAGUCCAGGCCACACCGAUCUUGCGUACUUCUUUCGUUGAGGUCGAAGAACCUGAUAUUGAAGAAUCAUACGCGCAGAUAAUCCAUGCCAAGCCUCACCCAUUCUGGAAGGAAAAGACAUUGGACUCCGAGCCCGACUUCUCAGCGUUGUUCGAGGAAGUCCGACAAGAAGUAUCAAACGCGAAAUCAUCAUCGCCACCUUUUCACAUCCUGCUGAUCAGAUCUACCGGUCAAAACUACUUACUCCUCGCUAUUGCGCAUGCUCUUUACGACGGAUGGUCACUCGGCCUGUUACACGCUGAUGUCAAAAGUGCAUAUGACGGCAUUUUAAAGCCUCGGCCAAGCUACCAGAAGACCCUAUCAAAGAUUCUGACAAGACCUGAAGACAAUGCCUCGGAUUUCUGGGGUGACUAUCUUGAUCAGGCUGAACCAAGUGCAUUCAAGCGACGACCAAGAGCAGCAAAAGAGAAGACAGAUACUGUCCACCGCGCGGAGCGAGAAAGUACCGUCUCAGCGGCCAGUCUGACCGAGUUUGCAAAGAAAAGCAAUGUCUCUUUGCAGACAUUGGGUCAAUCUGUGUUUGCAGUCGUUCUGGCCUCUUAUGUUCAAUCCCUAGAUGUGGUAUUUGGCUCUGUCUUAUCCGGCCGCGAUGAUGAAACAACCUUGCAACUUCUGUUUCCGACCAUGAACACCAUUGUUGUCCGGACUAUCCUCCAUGGAACCCGCAUCGAGCUAGUGCGCCACGUACAGGAGAAUUUCACCAGCCUCAAGCAAUGGCAACAUUUCCCGUUGAGGCAGGCCUUGGAAUGUGCUGGUCAAAAUGGUGGACUGUUCGAGAGUUUGUUCAUUUACCAAAAGAGCAUGAGAAAGAUUGAAGAUCUACGUCCACUAUACACAAGCAUCGCGGGCCACAGCGACGUUGAAUACCCGGUCUGCGUGGAGAUGGAGGUGGUGGAUGGGCGGCUGCUUUGGCGAUGCGCUGUCAAAGAUGAAGUUUUCGAUGAAGACAGCGCCCAAGAAUUGUUGGACAGACUUGACAGAGUUUUGAGUGAAAUUAUGCUUCAACCAGACAGCCCUGUGAUCGACUUCACGUCGCAAGGAACAUCGCUAUGCGGACUACCGCCAUUUGACACUGACGGACGGAAAGAUACGGUACCCGCUGUCAGAUGGAGCGAGAUUACAGGACAACGGCAAGGACAGCCACGGGAAGAGACGAUCUUCGCGAUACGCGAAGCUCUUGCUAUCACUGCUGAGCUCUCAGACGAGGAUGUUACAGACGAAAUGACUAUCUUCCACAUCGGUCUGGACUCGAUUAGUGCCAUCAAGGUGUCUUCUCUCCUUCGCAAAAAGAGGAUCAUCCUCAGUGUUGGCGACAUGCUCCGAGCUGGUACCGUUAUAAACAUGGCACGCGUUGCCGAUGCACGCUUCUCUCAACAGCCAGAACAAAACAAGAACACCACGUCAACCAUCAAGCAUGCGCUGCAAGGUCUGGAUCACGAUGACAUAUUGAAUCGUGCCAAUUCUGAAGAAUGCAUGAUAAAAAGUCUGGAAGAGGUGCAAAUACUACCUGCGACGGCUGGUCAGACAUACAUGCUAUCCAUGUGGCUUAAUACGAGGGGCAGUAACUUCUUUCCUGAAUUCACAUAUAGUCUCAGCGGCAAGGUUUCUUUUAGGAAGCUUCAGGAUGCGUGGACGUCUCUCGUGGCUACGAGCCCGAUCCUAAGAACGUACAUCAUCGCCAUGCAAGAUCCACUUGUCCCGUACCUGCAGUUGGUACGCAAGACUGAAGGAAAUGAGUCACGUGUCUUUGAAAUCACUGAGCAUGCCGAAGAGAAGUCAAGCACAGGGCAGCCAUGGGCUCAGCUUUAUGCCGCACAGGCCGAAGAUGGCUGGACUUUGAAGCUCAAGAUCCACCACGCAUUGUAUGAUGGUGUAAGCUUACCAAUUCUGAUGCAGCAACUCCAAGCAAUUUGCAACAACGGCACAGAACCAAGGCCAAAUAAAACAUUCGAAGAGCUGGUUGCUAGCAGUCUUGGUUCCCAACUCCGCAACUCCUUCUGGAAAUCCUACUUCGACGGCGUCUCCCAAACUCGUCUGUCACAGCCUCAAAGAUCGGUCAACAUAAGAUCUGAAGUCUUCAUACCAAGUCUUAUGCCCACAAAGGCACUGGAAGAUAGCGCCCGCCAAAACGGUAUAUCUAUUCAAGCGCUCUUCCUCGCCUGCUACGCCAGACUAUACGCGACCCUCACAAAAACGCCGCCAGAACAAGACAUCAUCCUCGGUAUCUAUCUCGCCAACCGCUCCCUCCCUAUUUCUGGCAUCGAAUCUGCAGCCAUACCAACAGUAAACCUCCUCCCACUUCGCGUGCGCACACCAUUUCAGCAACACACGGUGGAGAGUGCGAAGCGAAUACAACAAGACUUGCAAAAUAUCGGGGGUCUGACCAAUGCGACCACAAGUUUAUGGGAGAUUAAGAAUUGGACUGGUGUGGUAGUCGACACUUUUGUCAAUUUCUUGACACUACCGGAUGCCGGAAAGACGCAUGAUGGAGAAGGUGUUACGAUUGCGCCCACGAGUGACUGGAGUGAAGGGGUGAAUCGUGUGAAGGAGCAUGAAGAGAUGUUCCAAGACGGAGAUGAAGAGAGAAUGAGGACAUUGAGGAAUGAGAGUGUGAAUAGUGCAUAUUUGCAUGCCAUUGAUAUCGAAGCCACAGUGCGCAACGGCAUGUUGGACGUUGGCGUCUUCGCACCAGUGGAAAUGUUAGACUUGGCCGCUAGCAACAAAUUGCUCGAAGAUUUGCAGGCGGAGUUGGGCGGAAUAUAG
This is a messenger RNA of Parastagonospora nodorum SN15, 12357 nucleotides long. RefSeq lists its product as hypothetical. Gene Ontology annotation, molecular function: catalytic activity; phosphopantetheine binding. NCBI's taxonomy places the organism in Eukaryota, Fungi, Ascomycota, Dothideomycetes, Pleosporales, Phaeosphaeriaceae. The transcript is spliced from 8 exons. Bases 1 to 12357 code for a protein of 4118 amino acids. Gene Ontology annotation, biological process: amino acid activation for nonribosomal peptide biosynthetic process; secondary metabolite biosynthetic process. Gene Ontology annotation, cellular component: cytoplasm. The record is from RefSeq and is a predicted model, not a curated record.